AUGAAGGAGAAAUCCAAGAACGCAGCUAAAACGCGCAGAGAGAAGGAGAAUGGGGAGUUCUAUGAACUGGCGAAACUCUUGCCUCUCCCCUCGGCCAUCACCUCCCAACUGGACAAAGCCUCCAUCAUCCGCCUCACCACCAGCUACCUGAAGAUGCGAGCUGUCUUCCCAGACGACCUUGUGAGUGCGGACAUUGCUGUUCGAUCUAAUGAAACAUUAAAUUCAGUACAGUCAGUAUUAAGGUCAGAAAGUGAAAUUCCUGUAACGAUAUCGCAUAAUCUAUGGUGGACUAGGAUUGAGCGAUCAGACAGUUUAGGGUACACUUCACCAUGGGAUUCCAGCAUCUGCCCAUCUUCCCCUGUAUCUCAUAUGUGGGAGUUCUCUCAUUAUGGAAAUUUUGGGGAUGAGCAAGGAGGAGACCUAAGGGUGGAUGAGAGACAAACAGAGAGGGAAGGAGAGCAGGGAGGAGAUCUGAUGGAUGGCAGAUUAGGAGAUGCCUGGGGUCAUCCAAGCCGAAUUGGACCACUGGAUAAUGUGGCCAAGGAACUGGGAUCUCAUCUUCUACAGACUCUCGAUGGAUUUGUUUUCGUUGUAGCGUCUGACGGCAAAAUCAUGUACAUAUCAGAAACUGCCUCCGUCCAUCUGGGAUUGUCCCAGGUGGAAUUGACGGGCAAUAGUAUAUAUGAAUACAUUCAUCCGUCGGACCAUGAUGAGAUGACAGCAGUCCUCACUGCGCACCAGCCGCUGCACCCGCACUUACUGCAAGAGUAUGAAAUAGAGAGGUCCUUCUUUCUACGGAUGAAGUGUGUUCUUGCCAAAAGGAAUGCAGGACUGACAUGUAGCGGAUACAAGGUGAUUCACUGCAGUGGCUAUCUGAAAAUAAGGCAGUACAUGUUGGACAUUUCUCUGUACGACUCCUGCUACCAGAUUGUGGGCCUUGUGGCCGUGGGUCAGUCUCUGCCCCCCAGUGCUAUCACCGAGAUCAAGCUGCACAGUAACAUGUUCAUGUUCAGAGCAAGCCUGGACCUCAAACUCAUUUUCUUGGAUUCCAGAGUGGCUGAGUUAACUGGAUAUGAACCUCAAGACCUUAUUGAGAAAACUCUCUACCAUCAUGUACAUGGCUGUGACGUGUUCCACCUCCGAUAUGCUCACCAUCUCUUGCUGGUGAAAGGCCAGGUCACUACCAAAUAUUACAGGCUGCUCUCCAAGAACGGAGGUUGGGUCUGGGUUCAGAGUUAUGCAACCAUCGUUCACAACAGCCGUUCCUCAAGGCCCCACUGCAUAGUGAGUGUGAACUACGUACUCACGGAUGUGGAGUACAAAGAGCUACAGCUUUCUUUGGAGCAAGUUACAGUAUCAAAGGUUCCAUUUUCAUGUCGGACACCAAUGACUACCUCCCAGGAAGCCCGCAAGCCCAUUAAGGUGAAAACUGGCAAGGUGAAGUCCAAACCAAGGACGAACCCAUAUCACCAGCCAUAUACAUCAUUCAUUGGUGAUAAACGGGAUUGUUCCCAAUAUGGAAGUUGGAAAGGAACUCCGACAAUGAACACUGCCACUAACCAAGAACAGAGCAACCAUUCAGAAAACAGUGAACUGUUAUACACCCCAACAUACAGUCUGCCAUUCUCUUACCACUAUGGACAUUUCCCUAUGGACUCCCAUGUACUUAGCAGCAAAAAACAGGUGAUGCCCUCUCGAUACGGACAGCCUCAGAGUUCCUCCCCUUGUGAAGUGGCAAGAUUUUUCUUCAGCACUCUACAGAGCAGCGGGGAGUGCCACUGGCAUUAUGCCAAUUCAGUUGUUCCAAGCUCUCCUCCAAAAAAUAUUCAUGAACAAUCGGUAACUCAAGUCCGGCACAACUUGGCACAUAAUUAUGAAGCAACCAAAAAAUUCAGUGCAUUAGACAGUCCACCUGAUGGAUUUACAGACUGUUCCAUGUCAAGAUCCAGUGCCAGAUAUAAAGAUGAACUCUACCACUCGUCUCCAAUGAAAACGAAUAAAUCUGAAAACCGGGCAGCACCACCAUACCAUGGCGUGAAAGAAGAAAAUAAGCUGUCUUUCAGCAGGUACCAGCAGGAGAAAACAUUUGCCAAUGAAAAGCACUUUUCCAACUCCCUGAGUAAUUCAGUCCUGCAGAAAUCAGAAUGCCUCCAUGCAAAGACUAUUGAGCAGUUAAGUCAUCUCCUUCCAAGGCCAGUGGUAUAUGAGCAGACAAGACGGCUUUGCAUGAAAGAACCUAGGUACAGCCAUCCUAAUUUUCAUCACUCAGGUUAUAAUGAACUAGAAAAUGAUAGAACAAACUCAAGAUUUGCCCAUCACAAUUCAGAACAUGAGCACUUCAAGCCUGGUGGGCAAGUUCCAUAUGUCCCUCUGAAUUAUCAUCAUGUGUUGUCCAAACAUGGGACUUGCCAAACGUCACCAUGUGCAGGAACGGAACAUGGCACAGAACAUUAUGGGUAUGGUUCUGAGGAAGUUAAUGCGUUUGUUUACAAAAACCAGAGACAGACAUCCGUCUCUUCUCCAGAAACUCACCGGGAAACAUCAGUUCCUCAUUACAUUGGGACUUCAGUAAUUAUAACCAAUGAAAGGUGAUAUUAGGACUUUGUAUAGUCUUAUUUGUUAAUAAAAUGAAGUCUAGAAUCA
This is a messenger RNA of Xenopus laevis (African clawed frog), 2643 nucleotides long. RefSeq names its product SIM bHLH transcription factor 2 S homeolog (gene sim2.S). The record is from RefSeq and is a predicted model, not a curated record. The coding region runs from base 1 to 2592 and encodes 863 amino acids. Gene Ontology annotation, molecular function: DNA-binding transcription factor activity, RNA polymerase II-specific; DNA-binding transcription factor activity; RNA polymerase II transcription regulatory region sequence-specific DNA binding. The transcript is spliced from 14 exons. Lineage: Eukaryota; Metazoa; Chordata; Amphibia; Anura; Pipidae. Gene Ontology annotation, cellular component: nucleus. Gene Ontology annotation, biological process: DNA-templated transcription; regulation of transcription by RNA polymerase II; animal gross anatomical part developmental process.